This is a messenger RNA of Thrips palmi, 2273 nucleotides long. RefSeq names its product DNA repair protein XRCC1-like. Gene Ontology annotation, cellular component: nucleus. Gene Ontology annotation, biological process: single strand break repair; base-excision repair. Gene Ontology annotation, molecular function: damaged DNA binding. The transcript is spliced from 12 exons. Bases 111 to 2195 code for a protein of 694 amino acids. Lineage: Eukaryota; Metazoa; Arthropoda; Insecta; Thysanoptera; Thripidae. The record is from RefSeq and is a predicted model, not a curated record.
UUUUAACCCGCCAGUUUCGCAGCACUGGGCUCAAGGGCGGGACAUAAAGCGCUUCUGAUGUUUACAUUGUCUCUGUUGAGUUGAUACACAUUAAAGUCCGAAGAACAAUAAUGCCGCAAGCAAAGUUUGAUAGAAUUGUCAGUUGUAGCAGUGAAGACCCCGCUUAUCCAUCAAAAAAUUUGUUAUUAGGCCGAAAAUGGAGAAGCAAAGAGGCUGGCGAAGAAAAAGAAACAGUAAUAAUUCAAUUAAGUGAACCUUACAACAUUACGGGUAUUGACAUUGGAAAUGAAAGCUCUGCUUUUGUGGAGGUUUUGGUGAGCCGAACAAGCAGUCCGGAUGAUUUCAAGGUGCUACUAGUUAUGUCGUCAUUCAUGACUCCAAUGGAUGCUCGUGCUGAGGCUAAUAAAAAUCGUGUGCGCAUGUUUGCUCGGGACAGCUUAUCAGAUCCUGAGAGGAAAGAGAAGUGGGACCGCAUUAAAGUAGUUUGCACUCAGCCUUUCAAUAAACACAUGCAGUAUGGUCUUUCCUUUAUAAAACUGCACACCAGUGACUCUAAAGAGGAGCCAACUAGAAAUCCUAAUACACCUGUCAAGGCUUUAGGGCGGUUUACCCUGAAAGAUGAAGAAGAGUCUGACUUUAGUUUAGGAAGCUUCUUUUCCAGAAGGAAAGAUUUGCAGGCCUCACCCUCACCAGCUCCUGCUCCUUUGACAGGUGCUGCGGCCGUGCGAGAUGCAUCUUCCCCUGCCAACUUGGCUCAGCAGAAGCCUCCAUUAAAACGCAAAGGGAGCGACGAUUUGACUGAUUCUCAGAAGAAAAAGAAAGGAAGACCCAAGAAAGAUGAUCCUGACACUUCGACUUACAAAGACACAAACGAUGAUGUAACUGAUUCUCAGAAGAAAAAGAAAGACAAGCCGAAAAAAGAUGAAGACACAGAGGCUAAGCCAGGAAAAAAUAAAAGUCCUUCCAAAGAAAAACCUAAAAAGGACCUAGAUGACUCCAAUGAAAAUAGUCCCAAGUUAAACAUUGUUAAAAAGAAACCUGUUAGCACUGAUCAACCUAAACAUAGAGCUGCAACUGAUAUUGCUAGUACUUCCAAAGCUUCGCAAAAUAGUCAAAAGGCAUCUAAUGAAAAAAGGAGCCACAUUACAUACAAGCCAUUUGCAAAACUCCUUGAAGAUGUGGAAAUUGUCAUUAGUGGCUAUCAGAACCCGGGGAGAGCCCAUAUUAGGGACAAAGCCCUUGCGAUGGGUUCUAAAUACUGUGGAGAUUGGCGUUCGUCUAGCACUCAUCUCAUCUGUGCAUUUACCAAUACUCCAAAAUUGCAACAGUUACAAUCACAAGGAGUGAAUGCAAUUGUUGUCAGUCGUGACUGGGUUGAUGAUUGUUACAGUGAACGGAAAAAAUUACCAUGGAGAAGCUAUGCUCUCUUGGACAAAGACAAAAGAAAUUCAGGUGGUACUCCAGAGCCUGAGGUGUGGGAGUUAAUACCUGGCAUGGACAUUAAUCAUGAUUCUCCUUUGCCGCCUGUAAGCAGACGCAACAAUAUUGCGACUCAAGACACCAGACUCAAAUCAGACUCAGAAGAUUCUGAAGAUGAAAUUCAAAGAAUAAAAGCAAAGCAGAACAUGCAAAAGAAAAAAGUUGAAGAAAGAAAGAAUAAAGAUUUGAAUGGAAGCAUCUCCAAGAACAAUAAAAGAAGCAUUGGAUCUGAUUCUUCAGAUUCAGAGGAUGAAAUUAAAAGAGUGAAAGCAAAACAGGAUCUCAAAAAGAAGCAACUUGAUGAUGAGUCUAAAAAAACAAAAGACCUCAAAGGAAAAACCAGUGAUGAUGCAUACAACUGCAGUACAGAUGCGGAUAGUGAGGAAGAAGCUAAGAUCCGAUUGGCCGAAUGGUCUAAGGCACAGAUGAAUAAAAGUCCUUUAGAUGACUUGCCUCCUUUGGCAGACUUUUUUAAGGACAAGACAUUCUUCUUGUCAACAGAAUUACCAGAGAAAGAAAGACAGUCUCUUUGUAGGUACAUAGUGGCAUUUGGAGGCGACCUGUUAGAAUCUGAAGAUAAACCAGCCCACUUUAUCAUUUCCAGUAAGAAGUUAAAACUGCCUGGUUCAAGAUCGGUCUGUGUGACUCCUGAGUGGGUAUGGGAAUGCAAUGACCGGGGAAGACUGGUAUCACCAAUUUUAUAUGAACUUAUUUGAAUUAUGGAAUACAUGAUUGCAUGAACUUGGAUGUUAAUGUUUUAAUAAAAUCAAAACGUAGGCAAAAUAGGCCUUUUA